Aethina tumida (small hive beetle) is the source of this 3251-nucleotide messenger RNA. RefSeq lists its product as uncharacterized. Bases 1 to 3042 code for a protein of 1013 amino acids. The transcript is spliced from 4 exons. The record is from RefSeq and is a predicted model, not a curated record. Lineage: Eukaryota; Metazoa; Arthropoda; Insecta; Coleoptera; Nitidulidae.
AUGUUGGAUAUGGAUGUGAACGAGAAUGUGACGGUGGCGAAAACUCUAAAGAACACCUUGUUGUGCGUAAAGAAACCUUUGUCCCCGGUAACCAGCAACGUGGAAUUAAAAACAUUAAACGUUAUUAGUUUGGAGGAUGACAACAAAAACAGCGUGAAAAGGAAUCGUAAUUCGUUUCACCAGAAUGUGGAUGAAGCGCUUAGUUCUUUGCUGUGGCAACCGUACGAGUAUCAACAACAAAAACCGACGUCCUCUUGCUGCAGCAGUUGUAGUAGUGCAUCCUCACUGUACGACCUUGACGAUGCAAACAAUACGAGCCCUUCGGAAAGGUACGCCAGCUACACAGACCUAUAUCGUUCCACAGAAAUGGUUAAUAACCUGGCAGCGGUCGACCAAUGGGUUCUAGCUGAGCGGUCACGUGACGCCGACCAAACGAUCUCAACCUACUUGAGUGAGCGGGCGCUCAGUCAGAGAUCGGUGGCGGUAGUGCCAAGGUACGCGCGUGGCUCGUGUAAUGUCAGUGAUAUGCAAGUGGAAGUUCAUAACAACAGUGUCCCCAAUGUGUCGUCUACAUCCAGUGUGUUAAAUAUCACCACCAGCGAUAAUGGGUUGAGACCGGCGCCCCAAUAUUCGAAACCACCCCCGCUCAGUUCUGCCAACGUUGUUGGACUGCCCAGAUAUGGCACGGUACCGUCGCAGAACAGACAGUCGGGUACCAUCUUUCCUAACCAUCCGCGACAAGUGUCAGAACCAUCAAACCAGUUUCGAUUGUCUACGAGCAAUGUGGUACCGAUUUCUACUGCUACAAAUGUGGUCCGACACACAUCUCAAAUGGAUCAAAGCAAUCUGCAACUCAUUUCGCAUCUAAGAAGUGCAUCUGCACCGAAAUCCAUGCCAGUACAGCAACGUACCGAAGCAAACUUUGUUUCGACAGUACCUAGCACGACUCAGCCGUCUUAUUUAACUAAUAACAACAUAGUUCCAACCCAUUCACGCAUCAACUCUGAGCCCAGUUUGAAAAAUAAGCUACCCCAAUUAAACGUUAGCAAUGUUAAUGUUAAUUUCUAUAGAGCAGUACCCGUUAAUGUCGUGUCUUCUGUGCCGACUAUACAGUGCAUUAAUUCAACAGGUGGCGAUGUAGGUAACAACGUGUCUAAUGUGCAGAUCAUGCCUCUGGGUAGUACCGGUACCUCUGCGCAUUUUCAACCUCAAAACACAUUGCAAAGCGCUGUGGUAACCGGUACUACACAAGUCACAGUGCACAGCACUCCAACACCUACACAUUCGAUUCAGAUACCGACCAAUUUUCGACCUACUACCACUAGCAGUCAGAUUUUUAUUCAGAACAAAACUACUACAACGGUACCACAAAUUAAAACAACAACUACAAACUCUAGUACCCAGAUAUCUAACAGAAAUUUGAGCAGUACUAGCAAUCAAGUUGUCGUGCCAGUCCCAAACACACAGAUCGCCCGUACUAGGACCUUUACAAGCACCGAGGCCCAAACUGAUGAUAUAUCUGUGUGUCCCGAAUCGUCAAAUUCAAGAGAACAAAGGCGGCGAGAACGCCGCGAGAGACGACACCAAAGGCGCGUAAAUAACGCAAAUCACCGGCACACCACGGAAACUAGUACCCAAGCAAACACGUUGCAAAAUGAUAGGUUGCCCGACAUACUCAACAGUCAUAUGCCACCCCCUUACUCGGCAGUAUCGACUAACCCCCAGUCACCCCCGACACAACCGCUGGUGCCGCCGCCAGGGAUGGGGCACGGUAUGGUGCCGAACCCUGUGAUGGUGCCCAAUCCGGUCAUGGUGCCCAACCCCGCGCUCGUGCCCCAGAUGGUUCCUCCACCGCCCUGUGCCGUUCUUCAAACGGUGGUUCCUAAUAAUGUUGUGCCUAAUGGAUACGCGUUUGGACCCCAGCCUGUGGUGCCUGGACAAGUACCAUUAGUACAAGGCGGCGCACCUGUUGCCGUUACAGUACCACCUCCAUCUGGAUUUAGGUUCCCAUUUCCUAACGGAGGAUUUAGAAGGAGUAGAUUUUCGGAAGAAUCGCCGAAAAGUUGCUGCGGUCUGCUGUCUUGGAAACCCGGUUCUCUAAGAUGGUUUAUAGCGUUAAUAGCCCUGGUGGCUGUGUGCUGCGUACUAAUUGGAACUGCCCUAGGUGCGAUGAGACCUGCUGGCAGGGAUCAUCUCACAGUAUCACUUCUAAUGAUAGGCGUUGGAAUAGUUCUAGUGACAGUAAGCGGAGUUGCGUGGCGACUGACCUCUCACGACUCCUCCACAUGCAGGUCAAUGUUGGGUUUGGGCUCAACUGAAUCCGUGGACGUUUGCACUCGCCGGUUCGUACCUAGACUUCCGCCGUCGUACGGUAGACCGCAUCAUCCUUACGCCGCCAUGAUGUACCCCGAAUUCCAAUACAGACCGCCGCCUCCCAGUUACCAGGCUUCCAUGCAGGAGUACAGACUGAGAUUGUUGCUGUUGGACCGGGGUAACACACCGCAAUUACAGUCUGGAAUACAAAACGCUGUUUCGCCGCCACCGACUUACAGAAGCCAUGCUGGAAGUUUAUUAAGGGCUCCUUUAUCUAGCAGGCGGGACGCCACGCAAUCAGAGUACAGCUGCCCGCCCUCAUAUCGUUCACAAAACAGCUCAAAUCGUCAAGGCACUCUUCAAACUAACUCCGUACUACAUAGUAGGGAACAAUCACUGUCGCUAUCAGAGUCGAAUCAUGGGGGAUCUGUGGUAAAUGUAGUUAACAUAUUGGGAAGUACAGAAGAGGACAUCGCUUUGGACAAUAUCACCUUGGAUUCCUUAAAAUUGGACCCGGAAAACGACAUCAAUCCCUUGAAAAUGCUUCUGAAAGGUAGCACUAGUGAUCUAGAAGGCAGCAAAGAUGGUAAUCUUGUUACAAUUGUGCAAACUAGUGAUCAAAGUCCAGUGAUAGUGACAGUGAGCGGUAGUUCGCAACUUGAAAACAACACCAAUUCGGUACAAAUUACUGAAAUACCAUCUGAAAUGGAAAUUUUAGCUCACUUAUAGUGUAUAUUUCAAUUAUAUUUUAUAAUAUUAAAGUGAAAUAAUUGAUUAAAUAUUUCAAAUUCUCCUAAAAUAAAAAGUUAUUUUUUAAUCUAUUAAUAAGACAUUGAUAAAGUGAAUGCAAAAAAUGAGUGAGUAACUUAUAUUUAUUGUUUUUCCUCUAUAGAGGUUGUAGUAAAUCAUAUUUCCAUAUUUUCUAAUUAGUCAAAUGU